CGGGGUCGCGGCGAUCAUGGUGCCGCUGGGGCGGGGAAGGAGCCGCCGCCGGCACCCGAUGAGCCGUUCCGGCCGGAGCUCGCGGUGAGAGGCGCGGAGCCAUGGGCGAGAACAGCCCCGAGGGCAACGCCAUCUACUAUGAAGGGGAGGAAGACGAUUUAGCCCAGGAUGAAAAUAUGAUGAGGUUUGCUGACAAAAACGGGCUGGUGUCCUCCUCGUCCGGGACGGUGUAUGACAGGACAACUGUGCUCAUCGAGCAGGACCACAGCGUGCUGGAGGAUGAGGAGGAUGAAGGACAGUGUGGUGACCACUUGCCUUUUUUACCCGAGGGUCACGAAGAAGGAUUUCAUUUAAUAGCAGAUCAUGAAGGGAUGUCACAGGGUUACGUGCAACACAUUAUUUCUCCAGAUCAGAUUCAUCUAACAAUAAAUCCUGGUUCAACUCCCAUGCCAAGGAACAUCGAAGGAGCAACUCUCACUUUGCAGUCUGAGUGCCCAGAAACCAAGAGGAAGGAAGUGAAGCGCUACCAGUGCACCUUCGAGGGCUGUCCCCGCACCUACAGCACCGCUGGCAACCUGCGCACGCACCAGAAGACCCACCGGGGGGAGUACACCUUUGUGUGCAACCAGGAGGGCUGUGGCAAGGCCUUCCUCACCUCCUACAGCCUCAAAAUCCACGUCAGGGUGCACACCAAGGAGAAACCCUUCGAGUGUGAUGUGCAGGGCUGUGAGAAGGCGUUCAACACACUGUACAGGUUGAAAGCACAUCAAAGGCUUCACACAGGGAAAACAUUUAACUGUGAAUCAGAAGGCUGCAGCAAAUACUUCACAACGCACAGUGACCUGAGGAAGCACAUCAGAACACACACAGGAGAAAAGCCAUUUCGGUGUGAGCAUGAUGGCUGUGGGAAGGCUUUUGCUGCAAGCCACCACCUCAAAACACAUGUUAGAACACAUACUGGGGAGAAACCCUUCUUCUGUCCCAGCAAUGGUUGUGAGAAGACUUUCAGCACCCAGUACAGUCUCAAGAGUCACAUGAAAGGUCAUGAGAAGGGACAUACCUAUAAUGCACUUCCCAAUAACAAUGUGUCUGAGGAUACAAGUCACUCACUUUGUCUGAGUGAUUUAAGCCUCAUCUCAACAGAUUCAGAGUUGCGGGAGAACUCUAAUCCAACACAUGGACAGGACCUCAGCACAAUCUCACCAGCAAGCAUCUUUGAGUCUAUGUUUCAGAGCCCAGACCACACUGCAAAUCAGGAUGACUCUCAGCAGACAGCAGCCUCGCUGAUUGAAGGCUUUAACGGCAACGCAGACUCGGUGGCUGCGGUCCCGCCCCCAGCAGCAGACGCGGCCUCCUUGUCCCUCCCCCUGGUCCUGCAGCUCGGCCUCCCCGAGCCGGCUCAGGCAGCGCUGCAAGGCUCGGCAGCCCCUGCUGCUCCCUCCUCCAUCGCGCCCAGCUCACAGCCAGCUGCGUUUGGGAAUCCUGCUACUGUUUUACAAUCCCCAGAAGUGCCUGUUCCUCACAGCACACCGUUUGCAGCCAGUCACCAAGACUUCCUGCAGCACAGCCAGCCUCCACCACAGCCCAUCGUUCAGGGACUGUCAGUGGUAGCUGGGGCUCCUGCCCCGACAGCCCCCAGUGCCACUGAGCCCCUGCCAGCUGUAGUCCAGACUGUGCCUGUUGGUGCAAACCCUGUUCUGACCAGUAACCCCACUAUAACCAUUACUCCUUCUCCAAGCACCGCCAUUCUGCAGCCCAGCAUUGUCAUGGGAGAGCAGAACUUACAAUGGAUCUUAAAUGGUGCCACUGGUUCCCCACAAAGCCAAGAACAAAUGCCACAAGUUCCAAAAGUAGUAGAAAAGGUGUUUUUUACCACUGCAUUACCAGUAGCUGGUAACACAGGAAGCCCUGUUCAGCAGAUUGGUCUCAGUGUUCCUGUUAUCAUUAUCAAGCAGGAGGAGGCCUGCCAGUGCCAGUGUGCCUGCCGAGACUCUGCCAAGGACAAAGCCACCUCCGCCGUGAAGAAGGAAUGUUCCUCACCUGAUUCAAAAGCUUUGGAGCAGCCAGCUUCCCAGCUGCAGCCUCAGACCUUUCCUUCCUCCUCUGCUCCUCCUUCUUGUGGGCAGAGCAGUCAGAUAGUUAACCCUUCAGACUCCCAGACUGAAACUUUAAGUGCCAUGGAUGUAUCGGACUUCCUGUCCCUCCAAAGCCCUGAAACCCCGUCUAAUAUAAUUCCAAUUGAAGCACUACUGCAGGGUGAGGAAGAAAUUGGUUUGAAUAGCAACUUCUCUAAGUGAAGAUGUUCCAGAUUUUCCUUUGCACCUGGAGGGUAAAACCCUUCUCCUUAGAAGCAGAAACUGAAGGAUCGAUUCUUAUUCCUUCCUCUUUGGAAGUUUUGUGGCUUAUUUCUGCUUCACGGAUGUCAUCUUAGUCACGUCCCAGGUACAUCCACCUUUGAGAUUCUAUCUAAAAAAAGAAAAGGUAAAAAAAAAAAAAAAGAAAAAAAAAAGAAAUAGCUAAGUUAUAUAUGAACUGUUUUGGCUGCACUGUCUGUCACUUUUGCUUGUCAUAUGUGAACACAGAAGUUAAGGUUACUCGUGUGCAAAAAGAUUUUUAAAAGGAAAAGGGGGGUUACUUUGUCUCCAAUUGCACAUCACUUACGUUUGGGAUUAAGGUACUGGCAGCAAGUGGGUCUUUGUUACAACUUCUUGGGUCUCUAAUCUUCUCCUGUCUCUCAUGUCUCUACUAACCAUGCACUAAAGGGGAGCCCAGGAAAGGAGGCUGUGGGGGAGGAGAUGGCAUAGCUGGGGGAGUGGAUUUAUCUGCAGUGUGAUUUGAAUGUGAUGGUCACAUACCUGAUGAGGAGCUGGUGCCUGGUUUUGCUGUGUACUGCUGCUCUUACUGAAGCCUCCAGGAGCUUUGGGGGAGUUUAUUUCAGAAUAGAUCUGUUCAUUUAAUUCCACUAGGACUCAAGUGUGUUGCAGACACUGUGUCACAACAUGGAAGCACAGUCAGAGCUGCUGCUGGCUCUGGCUCCAGAGUCUGUUGUCUUGGCCUCUCCAAAGGGUGCAGUGAGUGCCAGGUGUGGUCAGGUUGGUGCCUGCUGCUCUUUUGAUUUCUUAGGCUCUGUUCAGCAACAAGUCAUCAUCCUAACCCUGGGACUGUUGAAUCAGGAGCACGGUGCCUUUGCUGGUUACUCUCAUCUUUUGUGAAGAACAACCCUUAAAAAAAUUUUGGGAAAGAGUCAACAUAAAUUCAGUUGGAAUUCAGUGAGUCUGUCCUUCAGUUGUCCAUACAUGCUUCUUUUUUUUUCCAGUGAGCUAUAUAAUUUCUGCCUGACUCUGCCUCCAGCCUGCUGCAAUGCCAGCUUUUUGUGCACGGGGCUAUUUGUUGACUAAAAGAUGUUACUCAACAGAAUAGUUUUUCAUAUCAAACUGAGAGUCUAUAUUCUAACCUACUCAGGGUAAAUCAAAUCCAAACCCCCCCUUCCACCAAAAAGCCUGUAAUGUUGCAAUAAAUGCAGUCUCAUUCUAAAUGGUUUAUUUAUGCUGCAUUAUUUUAAAAUAUGUAAUUUUAUAGUUUUUAUCCAUCUUUCUGGCUUUGGCUGUCAGUUUUCUUGUGUUAAAGGAAAAGAAUAUUAAAUAGUCUUUAUUCA
Molecule: messenger RNA, 3655 nt
Organism: Agelaius phoeniceus (red-winged blackbird)
Lineage: Eukaryota; Metazoa; Chordata; Aves; Passeriformes; Icteridae
Gene: MTF1
Product: metal regulatory transcription factor 1
Biological process (GO): regulation of transcription by RNA polymerase II
Cellular component (GO): nucleus
Molecular function (GO): RNA polymerase II cis-regulatory region sequence-specific DNA binding; DNA-binding transcription factor activity, RNA polymerase II-specific
Source: RefSeq, a predicted model, not a curated record